CUGAUUAUUCUAGGGACAUCGCCGGCCAUUGAGACGUGAUUAUCGACUGGCGACCUCAUUAAAGGUGGACUAUAGGAGACCAUAGACAUGGGCUGCACUCAGACAGAUGACUCCAGCUCUAGUAGUCCAUCACUUGAGGACCGAUCGGAUCAGGCGAUUGUUCACUCAAAUCUCACCAUGGGUGUCAACUUCACUGUUCAGGCUUUACGAAGUGCCUCCGACUUCCUGGUUGCAUGCGCGCCUGCACUAAUUGCAACGCGCAGCAUCUCUGCCAACUUCGCCCUUACAACAACAUAUGCCCUUGCGGAACGUCCUGCUGAACUGGAUGUUUCUGCAGUCACAGAAGAUCUCUGGUUCUCUGCACGUUCUGCUGGAGAUGAUGAUCCUUCUGAUCAUGCUGGCAGGCUCGCUUCGUCCGUCGACCCCAGGACCCUCCCGACAUCGCAUAUCGAUGCUGCCAUGCGUCAGCUCGUCCAAGCCGCUGAGGACGCGAACGUACCUGGCACACGCAUCUUCGGUGUCAUCGGUCCCAAGGCCCUCUGCGAACCCUUCGCGAGUGUCUGGGGCUCCGUGUACGGCCUUCGGCCCAAGCUUGUCAUGGACUUCGCGCUCGCCCACGUUACGCGAUCGACUCUACGCCGACCCAUACGAUCUCUUGCCCCCAACGUCAAGUUCGACAUCUGCUCCCCCGCAGAUCUAGACGUCGCAGCGGCCAUGUGUGAGUGCGCCACACAUCCCAUGGACGAACCGGUGCCUCCACCACUCGACGCUGCGGCGGCCCGUGCGCAUGCGAAGAAGCUGAUCGACGGCAGGUGUCUAUACGGUGCGCGAGUGGACGGUGCCCUCCGUUCGCUCGUAUCGAUCACGCGAGAAACGCCUGGGGUCAGAGCUGUUUCGAAAGCCUAUACGGACCCGGAGGUUCGUGGGCAGGGCAUCGCGGAGGCCCUCGUACGGUACGCGCUAGAAAGUGUUUGCUUGUUCUUUGAGCCUAGCAACCCCAGUGCCGUUCGUCUAUACAGGAAGAUUGGCUUCUCCAUUACCUCGUCGGGCGAGAACGAAGAAUGGGCAGAAGUCGCGUGGGAGGACUAUUGACUGCCCCAGAUCUAUUUAUUGCUGCUUGUACAUCUCAUACGUAUGAGUAUUAUGAGGUUUUGGUGGUCUUUGCUGACAGGAAGAUAUGCUCCGUG
Messenger RNA from Fomitopsis serialis, 1187 nucleotides. RefSeq lists its product as uncharacterized. The transcript is spliced from 5 exons. Gene Ontology annotation, molecular function: acyltransferase activity, transferring groups other than amino-acyl groups. The record is from RefSeq and is a predicted model, not a curated record. Bases 88 to 1092 code for a protein of 334 amino acids. NCBI's taxonomy places the organism in Eukaryota, Fungi, Basidiomycota, Agaricomycetes, Polyporales, Fomitopsidaceae.